Aspergillus campestris IBT 28561 is the source of this 1965-nucleotide messenger RNA. Its product is annotated as FAD binding domain protein. The coding region runs from base 1 to 1965 and encodes 654 amino acids. Gene Ontology annotation, cellular component: cytosol. Lineage: Eukaryota; Fungi; Ascomycota; Eurotiomycetes; Eurotiales; Aspergillaceae. Gene Ontology annotation, biological process: homocysteine metabolic process. The record is from RefSeq and is a predicted model, not a curated record. The transcript is spliced from 3 exons. Gene Ontology annotation, molecular function: FMN binding; flavin adenine dinucleotide binding; [methionine synthase] reductase (NADPH) activity.
AUGGUGCACGCGGUCGCUUUACCCGCUCGGCCGGCGAACAAGGCCUCUCGGUCCCCGAGCGCCUCGACCGGUCAUGGCGAUUACCGGCCGAAUAUUCCCGUCUCCUCGACCUCCCACCCGGAUAACCCGGUUCCCGAGGAACCUCGCGGUGUCCGCUCACUGUCAAUCACCGACCGGACCUUCACGGCUACCUCCGUAUCGUCCCAGGACACCACAACCAGCAGCACCAGCAGCGACCCCCAGAGCCCACAGACCCCCGCCACGGAGCCCCCAUCAGAUGAGGACCUCGGCCUGAAGCAGCUUCCGUCGACAGAGACUACCGGGCAUCAGCGCCGGGCGUCGACCGUGCUGAUCUCCCAGAACUCCGAUGACAUGCGGAGAGUUCUGGAGGGUGUCGGUUCCGCGGGUACCCAGAAGAUCCAGCCGCUAUGCUGCGGAGGUGGUUGCUGUCGCAGCCAGCCCUUGAGCCAGACUAUCGGUCCCGUCGUGGGCUCCAAUGGCGUCACCCCCCCGAACAACAAGGCGUACCGGGCUCUCGAGCUGAACGUGGACCUCCUGACCUUGGACAGUCCCCUGACCAACGUCGUCCCUCUCCCUGAAAAGACGGUGACGUUCUCCAAGAUUCCCGCAUCCGCGGUCGAUAUGCAGCUCGGACCGGCGGAUCACCCCCCUCCGUUUGUCCAACCGCACCCCCCCUACGACGUCUACCGUGCCCCCGUUUACCACGCCCGCGAGCUCACCGGGUCGGGCGCGGAAAAGCGCACGUACCACUUUGACAUCGACAUCACCGACUACCCCACCGAGGGAGGCAACGUCGACUUCGUCGUGGGCGGCGCCAUUGGCGUGUGCCCCAUGAACAAGGAGGAGGAAGUGGAGGACAUCUUCAACCAACUGGGCAUUCCCAAGUCUCUGCGCGACAAGAAGGUCAGCAUGCGCACCACCAAAGGCAGAUGGCCCACCAUCUGGGGCGACGACCAGCCCCGUGAGUUGAUCACCACGCGGCGCGAGCUUCUCAACUGGUGCUCCGACAUCCAGAGCUAUGCCCCCACCAAGGACCUCUUCCGCCUGCUGGGCGAAUACGCCAGCGAACCCAACGAGCGACAGAUCCUCAUGUUCCUCGCCUCCGCCCAGGGCCAGGGCGCCUUCUGCGACCUGCGCACCGCAUCCUACGUCACCGUGUCCCAGCUGCUGCACGCCUUCCCGUCCUCGCAGCCGCCCCUGGACCACCUGCUCUCCGUCCUCCACACCCUCAUGCCCCGAUUCUACUCCCUCUCGCAAGACCCCCUACUCUCGCACGCCACCAAGGGCACGCAGAAGCGUCGCCUAGUCGAGGUAGCCGUGACGGUCGCCGAGUCAAGCGACUGGAAGGGGGGCCAACGCACAGGCGUCGGAUCAGGUUUCAUGGAGCGCGUCGCGCGCCAGGUCGUCGACGCCGAGAAGCAAGGCAUCGACCCGUCGACGCUCGACAUCCACAUCCCCAUGUUCCGCGGACUGAUGGCGAACCCGCUAGCCACGCGCUUCGCGUCCGACGGGCCCAUGCUCCUCAUCGGUGCCGGCGUCGGCGUCGCCCCGUUCCGCGGCUUCGUGCAACGCCGUCUGAAGUCGGCCAACUGCGCCAACAAGGUCUGGGUGCUGCAGGGGGUACGUGACUCCCUACUGGACGAGCUCUACCGCGGCGAAUGGGGCGUCGAUGAAGCCAAGGUGCGCACCGUCGUGCAGAGCCGCAAAGGCGAGAGCAAGUACGUGCAGGAAGAAGUGCGCCAUCAGGCUGAUCUCGUCUGGUUCGUUAUCAACGCGCUGGACGGUCGUGUCUUCGUCUGCGGUAGCGGCAAGGGCAUGGGCGAGGGCGUCGAAGCUGCCCUCGUCGACGUCGCCAUGGUCAAAGGGAAUCUGAACGAGGAAGAGGCCAAGCUGUUCUGGAAGAAUAAGAACGAAGCGGGCCAGUAUAUUGCUGAAACCUGGUAA